Messenger RNA from Schistosoma mattheei, 631 nucleotides. The record is from the annotation of a GenBank genome assembly. NCBI's taxonomy places the organism in Eukaryota, Metazoa, Platyhelminthes, Trematoda, Strigeidida, Schistosomatidae.
AUGGAUGCUGUUAGAUAUCAUUUGAGUCAUUUUAUGGAUUCACGUAAAACACUGUGUGAUCGAUUGCGCACGAUCGAAGCGAGAAUGGAAAGUUGCCGACAAGAUGGUAAACCUUAUGAUAUGUAUAUUGAAGAAAUGAACAGUCUAACUGAAUCGAUUCAAUGUCAAACACAACGAAUUAGCGACUUACAACAAAAACUUAUGGAUGCUGGUGAAAUAUCGUCGACAGAUGCCUCCGGUCCACCUGAUUCGACUGGUCAAAUACUCUCAUCUCGUUUAUGUCAACUACACAGCAUCCAAGAAGCACGAAUAGCUUUGAAAUAUCUAUUCAGACAAGCAUCGUCAUCUGAAGUUUCUAAGAUUAAUUUAGAAACUCAAAUAUGUGAAUUGCAGUCCCAACUGAAUGCAGAGAAACGAAAAUCUGAGGAGAAUGUAAGUUGGAAUGAUAAGUUUUCUACUGAAACACCAGUACUCGAAUCCAUUUGUGAAGUUCUUAAGUCGACGUAAAAAUCCUAUACCAUAUGUGCCUUGUUGAAGGGGAGCGUUAUCCAGUAUGCUACUACACAAAUAAAUUAGAUUAGCAUAAUUUUAAAACUUGUGUUUGAAGAGAUCACGACAUCGCCUAGAAAUC